Messenger RNA from Sugiyamaella lignohabitans, 2553 nucleotides. It is a transcript of the gene KIP3, whose product is annotated as tubulin-dependent ATPase KIP3. The record is from RefSeq and is a predicted model, not a curated record. NCBI's taxonomy places the organism in Eukaryota, Fungi, Ascomycota, Dipodascomycetes, Dipodascales, Trichomonascaceae. Bases 1 to 2553 code for a protein of 850 amino acids. The transcript has a single exon. Gene Ontology annotation, biological process: mitotic spindle organization; microtubule-based movement. Gene Ontology annotation, molecular function: microtubule binding; microtubule motor activity; ATP binding.
AUGACAAGCUCCCGGUCUUCUAUGAGAAUAAAUCUGGAAAACGGCCAGAAUAGUCCUAGAUCUCCGUCUCGGUUGUCGGUGAAACAUAAUCUUGCUGGUCAUAGCCGAACACUAAGCUUGGAGUCUAUAAGUGGAGCUUUGAAUAGAAAUGCCAAGCUGCCAGCAACCAUCACAGUCAAUGUAGCGGUUCGUGUGAGGCCUCCAGUUGGUGCAUCUAAAGUUAUUGAACCUGACUAUUCCCCGUCUCCGAAAAAUGUCGCAUCGGUGGUAGACUCAAUAAGCCCAACAAGCAUUUCGGUUUCAACCAACAUAGCUGGUGGUAUCCAGGCUGGUCCUGUUAGUGGCAGCAAAAAGUUCAUAUUUGAUCGAGUAUUUGAUGAGGCUACUCCUCAGAUUGGGAUAUUUGAACAUGUAAAAGAUUCAAUUCCUUCUCUAAUCAAAGGGUACAAUGUUUCAAUCAUGGCAUACGGCCAGUCUGGUUCAGGUAAGAGCUAUACUAUGGGAACUUCAGAUAAUCAGGAUGACGAAGCAACAAUGGGUAUCAUCAGCAGAGCAUCUAAAGAGCUAUUUGACGAGUUGAAUAUAUUGAAGAGAAGUGAACAGACGGCCGCUUUGCCGAGCCAGACACUUUCAAUAAAUAACACCGCAAUUGUUGAUGCAAAGUCAGAUACGAUCAACAACACCGCGAAUACAUCUGUCCACUCUAGUAGUGACUCGCCGUGGGCAGUGGCUGUAAGCUACCUUGAAAUUUAUAACGAACAGUUCAGGGACUUACUAAAUGCCUCAACUACACCGUCCAACAUUUCCGUUCGCGAAGAUAUUAAAGGGAAUAUCAUAGUUCAUGGUCUGCGCCAGGUCCUGGUUGAUAGUGCAGAUGAGAUUCUUCAAAAGCUCAAUCAAGGGUCAUCAGUACGACAAACUAAUUCCACCGCCAUAAACUCUCAAUCGUCACGGUCUCAUGCUAUAUUCUCAAUUCAUCUUACACAAAAGCAAGUUAAUCCUGAUACCGGGAUCAUUACAACAAUCACCAGCAAAUUGAAUUUGGUCGACCUGGCUGGCAGUGAGCGACUGAAGAAUACAAAGGCUACCGAUGGAAGGGUCAAAGAAGGAAUAUCCAUUAACUCCGGAUUGACAAGCCUUGGUAAAGUAAUAUCACAACUGUCUCUUAACCCCAACGAUCAUAUCUCGUAUCGUGAUUCAAAAUUGACAAGAGUGCUACAGGAUUCAUUGGGCGGCAAGGCACUUACGUACUUGAUAGCUUGUAUUACGACUGAAAGUAUCUAUUUGAAUGAGACUAUUGGCACACUGACCUAUGCACAGAGAGCUCGGUCAAUACAGGUGACACCGGAGAUUCAGGCGUCUCAAAGUAAAGAUGAUCUAUUGUUAACUAUCGAAAAUCUUCGAAAAGAGGUUUCCUAUUGGAAAAAUCGAGUUGAACCUUCAUCUCCAAAUUUAGGCUAUCGAUCACCGUCACCGCUGACGAGAUCUAUGUUUUCAUAUAGAACAUCGUCUCCAUCUUUUGACGGCGGUCCUAUUACAACCCCUACAACUGUUAAAGAAGGUAACCCCAGUUCCUUCAAAUUUCCUCCCAUCAGUUCGCCACCUCCGGUAUCCAGCAUAGCAUCCAGUAACUUGUCAACACCUAAUCUAUCCAGUUUUUCUACACCAUUCCUUCCAUCUACCAGCAGCAUUUCACUUAUUCCCAAGUACUCACUUCGGUCAGGAACACCACGAAUGGAAAAACGAGCACAGUCUGAAGCCUUGACCGAGAAUGAGCUAUCGAGCCCCUCUUCUCUCAUGCAUAGCCCGCAAAUCUAUCAGAAAGAACGUCUACAAAGGUCUGAAGAACUCCAACACAAUGUAAAUACCGUUAUCGAAGAUUAUGAAAAGACCAUUGCGUCACUUCAAAACUCGCUCUCUGAGUCGCGCAAGCAAAAUGAGAUAUUAACAUUAGAGAAAGAUCAACUAUCAGCAGUAAAUGACGAAUUGAACCGAUACACUGUGCUUCUUGAAAAUAAAUUACAAGCUCAAUCAGGUACACUGGAAGAAUAUGAACAAAAAUUGGCGCAGGUAGCCGAGAUACAAAAAGCUUCAUCAUCGUCAGAAUCGUCAGCAGAUGUGCCUAGUCUUGAGGGUCAAAUGACGAACAUGAUAGCUCCAGUAGCACUCGUGAGGUCACUAGAAACACAAAUCACUGAGCUCAAGUCUGAACUAGAGAACCGUCGUAGAGAUCACAAACAUCAUCUGGCAGAAUCCCAAUACCUGACUAUGCAAUAUAAUAAUGCCCGUAACGAAGUCACGCAACUAAUUAACGAACUCCAAUCAUUACGAACUAAACAAGACCAAGUUCCACCUCAAUUAACUAAAGAAAUAGCAUUCAAUAGUGCAGCAAUUACCUCACUCAGCGAUAUCUCUGAUACGAGCUUGGAAGAGCCCAAGACGCCACCCCACACUAGCUCGUCGCCUGAAUUGCCUUACGACUCACCAUCCUCCCUAAGAACCCCACUAUCGAAGCGUAACCGACUUCCAGCUGGGUCGCUAGCUUUUUUCUGA